Molecule: messenger RNA, 3750 nt
Organism: Phytomonas sp. Hart1
Lineage: Eukaryota; Euglenozoa; Kinetoplastea; Trypanosomatida; Trypanosomatidae
Source: the annotation of a GenBank genome assembly
AGCUUGAAGUAGUUGUUUUUGAAUAAAUUUCAUUUUAUCAAAAUGGAUAUUGACCUUCGAAAGUGUAUAACCUUGAAGCAUUUUCAAGAAAGCAAUAAAACGGACACAUGGAAUAUAUACUUUGUGAUCGAAUUUCUGACAUAAGAUUUAGUAAGUUUAUUAUUAUUAUUAUUCGUAAUAAUCCUUUCGGCAUGCAGUAUGCUCAGAGUUCUAAGAUAUAGCGCGUUUUUUACAGCAAAAUUAUAUAGAUAUAUAUUCAAUAACUGUUUAUUACUAUUUAAAUUUAUUUAACUUAAGCAUGACAUUUUUUGAAGUUUUUAAUAACACUGACGUUGCCUUAUGGUCAAGUCAUUUUGAUACUGAUUUCAAUUGGUUUGUUUUUCUCAGCAUUGAAUACAAUGAUUGGUUCAUGAAAAAAUAUGCUUUAGUUUAAUGAACUUCUAUUUGACUCAUUUUUUCUUUGUUUAAACCCCAAUAAGUUAAUUCAACAAUACCACUGCUUUCAUUUCAAUUACAAAGCCAAUGGAUCGCAACGAACUCAACAAGCUCCUCACCAAGCUCAAAAAUCAGACAGACGAAUUUAUAAAUUGCGCCAAUCUCAAUUUGAACGACAAUAAUCUGAAUAUUAUCCUUGCCUUUUUUGAAAAUGCACCCUUUACAGCCAAGUCUCUUGACUUUUCCGAUAAUAAGAUUACUUCUAUUGGUGCUCAGGAGCUAACCAAAUUUAUUGGUAACUACCCAAUAAAUGAGGUGAAGCUUUGUAAUAAUUUAAUUGAUGAAGAUGGAUGUAAGUCAUUGCUUUCUUUAUUUACCAAAGAUCAGAAUUUAUCUACAUGUGAAUUAUCUGGGAAUCCUUGUCCUGAGCAUUACAUUCUUCGUAUUCACUUUCUUGCUAAAGGCCGUGCUUACCCAGCGUCAUUGAGAACCGCUCUUCUUACGAACUCUGCAGAAAAAGUAUCUUUCGUCGGCAUGAAAUACUUGGAUAUGAAUACGCGCAUUCUUAAAUAUGUCAUUCAGGGCCUUUUUAAUUUGAAGGAAGUAGAUUUUUCUGGAACAGGCUUAGGCGAUAAUGGAAUAAUUGAAGUUGCGCUCUUUUUAAAAGACUCCCAAAUCGAAUCAGUCAUAAUGAACGAUUGCAGAAUUACUGAUGUUGGACUUGAAGAAUUUAUAAAAUCGGCUGAUCUUCAAAACCACCUCACAUUAAAGCGUAUUGAUUUCAGUGAUAACAAGGGCAUCAGCAAUAUCUUCGCGCAACGCAUUCCCUCAUUGGUAUUCAACACAAACUCAACACUUAUCUUAUGGGAUCUUUCAGGUACUGAUAUUAAGAAGGAUACUAAGAUGGCAAUUGAAAGCGAGUGCAAGCUAAACUUGCAGCCAAAGUUGAUAAAAGAUGCUGUUGUUUCCCUUCGUACUCGUUCACCUGCAGCAACUGAAAUUAACUUUCAGUGGGUGAAAGAUGUGCCUCAAUGCGUACAUUUUUUGUGGCCAUACAUUCGCGAUAGCGUCGACAUUGUAACCCUGAAUUUGAGCAACGUUGGUCUCAAGGAUGCCGAUAUGUCACUUCUUGCACAAGCGCUUUCCGUAAAUACUUCACUACGCGUUCUUGAGCUUGCUAAUAACAAUCUGACCUUUGCGGGCAUUAAGGCCCUAUUUUCAGCCUUUCAGAAAAAAGAGUGUAGUUUAAUGGAGAUCAACUUGGCAAACAAUAACCUUUUGGAUGAUUCUGCCGCCCUCAUCAUAUCGGUUCUUCGUGCAAAUUCACAAAUUAAAUUUAUGAAUGUGAAUGUGAACCCUCAAAUUUCUGAGGCCAAUAUCAGGGAAAUUGUUGGACUUAUUUGUAUCAACCGUUCUCCACCCCUCUUGCGCUCCAUAUUGGUGAAUUUAGAAAAUAAUUCUGAAGACACUGAGGAAAUUGACCUUUCUAUGCAAGAUGUUACGAUCAACGAUCAGUCUUUGGGUCUUCUAAGUCGAGCACUUCAACAAAACUCUACUGUCACAAAAUUAAAUAUUUCAAACAAUAUUAUUGGUGACGUUGGUGCAUUUUUUUUCGCUGAAGCCUUAACGAUGAACAAAACUUUGGCAGAAGUUAACUUGGUAAAUAAUUCAAUUGGUAACCGUGGUGUUGAAAAGUUAUGUGAAGUCUUAUAUGUAAAUGCUACUUUAAAAUUUUUGGAUUUAUCGAAUAACCUAUUUGGGUAUGAUGGAGUGAAAGAAUUCCCAGAAAUGCUGCGUGUCAACAAUUCACUAAGGACUUUGAGUAUGAGUCGAACCCGUGUCCCUGAAGAUUUCUCUAUUACUAUUCAACGUGCGUGUGAUCUUAACCGUGAUGCCCCUGAAGUGAAAAAUAUUUUUUACAGGCUACAGGACUCAGAUGAAACGUUGAGCAAAAUUGAACUUUCAGAAGUUCACAGGGAGUGGCCUUUGGACGAUGUUUCAAUGGCAGUUCUAUGCCACGCGAUGUGCGGUAAGCCCUUUGUGGGUCUCCUCGAUUUAAGAGGAAAUAACAUUGGAAACAAAGGAUGUAGACAUUUACAGAGCGUAUUGGUUGAUGAAAACUGCAAUAUUUUUUGCCUGAAUCUCUCAAAAAAUCCUAUUGACGACGAUGGCUUUUCUGAGCUGAUGAAGGUGCUUCCUGAUAACAACUCUCUGUCGUACUUGGACGUAUCCGAAACAAACAUUACCAUCACAGCCAUGGAAUAUGCAAUUUCUGCUCUUAAGAAGAACAAUUGCCUUCGAACUAUUAUUAUUGAUGAACAUAUUGUUGGAGAUAUUGUGAAGGAAAUGAAUCGCCUUCUUGCUAUUAAUCGUGAGCCUUAUGCUUUAAAGGAAGUUUUAUGCCGAGAUGACAUGGAGUGUCCAGUUUUGGAUGUCGAUUUUCAUGGCCAAGACCUUGGUGAUUCAGCCUGUGAACUUUUCUGUCAAGCUUUUGCUCAUAACGACACUCUGCGCUUUGUUGAUUUUUCUCACAACUGCUUAACUUCAGAAUCCGUGAAAUUUGUCAACGCUCUAAUUGCUACAUGCACAAGUCUUGAAGCCUUGAACCUAUCCUACAAUGAGAUUGAUAAUUCUGGCGCAAAAGAACUUAUUAAAUGUUUGGAAAACGUCCCUCAUCUUCGUUUUAUUGAUAUGAAGAACAACCUGUUAUCGAAUGACAACGAGGAGCAUAUUUCAUAUUUGGUUAAGCUUAACACUGGGUCUUUGAAACUUAAACAAAUUCUUCUUAAACGUGAAUGUGGAGGAGAGUUGGAUGAGAUGAUUAACUUGAACGGUAAAAGCAAUAAGUACAACCUUACAGAUGACGAGGUUUUGACACUAGCUGCAACACUCAGCAGUGUAACGAGCGUUCGUGCCUUGGAUUUGGGAAACAACAGUAUUACCGAUGUAGGAUGUGUCGCACUUGCAGAGGUUCUUCGAAACAAUCAUUCAAUAGAGGCACUGUAUUUAGAUCAGAAUCCUCUCGGCGCGGCCGCUGGUGAAGCUUUAUUUUACGCCCUUAAAAUUAACCCACAACUUCAUACACUUAUCCUUGAGGGUACUCAAGUUCCGGAAGAAAUAUUGGAAGAUAUUGAUUCUCUUUUACAUGUUAACCAGACACCACUAAAGGACCGAAUUAAUAUGCGCGACGUUCCUUUGGAGGAUCUCAGCGAUACGGUGCAGUUCAGAUCAACUGACUACUAUACCUCACAGGCUUACAACGUCGAGCGCGAUGCACUAUACGGGUUGUGCAAGCCUGCAUUAAUAAAGAAUUGA